UAUAAAUAGAUGCGCUUUUUAAUCGUUUAUCAAAUUCAUUUACAUACUAGAUUUUCUGGUUGAACGAUAUCUAAAUCAAUUCUUAUUCAAUCUAAGUAGAUUUUUUCAAAAAAUUAAGAUCUUUCAACAAUGACCAGAAUUUACGAGCUUUUUCAAUUGUCUCUUUAUGUGUUUAGUUACUCUUUCAUAACACAAACCUACAUCAAGCUUUUAGCUUGGUGAUUCUUACCAUAAAUAUGGAAGGUUUGGCAAGGAAAUAGGCAUGGUUUUAGCUACCAAUAUUAACUUUCAUUUUGGGUAGUACAUUUUUUUUUCGCUAAACUUUUCAAAUUUGAAACCGCUAUCUUAAGCAUUAUCCCCUAUUCUAAUCUAUCUUCAUCCCUAUCCUUUCUCCCAAAACAUUUUCCAAUUUCAUAAUGACAACUAAGAUCCACAUAAAUGUGAAAACUGCGCGCCAACCAUUUCUGUUUCUCUCCAAGAAACUCAAUUUCGUAGUCUGUAAGUACAGAAGGAAAAAAGGGAAAAAAGGGGUCUUUUUUGAUUUGGGAGAAAAAUGGCUGUGGGAUUGGAAGAGAGGAUUUUGGUGACAGGAGGUGCUGGUUUCAUUGGAACCCACACAGUUGUGCAGCUCUUGCGAGAAGGGUUUAAGGUUUCCAUCAUUGACAACCUUGAUAACUCCGUGGAAGAGGCUGUUCAUAGAGUCAGAGAAUUAGUUGGGCCACAAUUGUCCAAGAAUCUCGAUUUCUAUCUGGGGGAUAUCAGGAAUAAGGAGGAUUUGGAGCGUAUAUUCUCUAAAAACAAGUUUACUGCUGUGAUCCACUUUGCGGGGCUAAAAGCUGUUGGUGAGAGUGUUGCAUACCCUUUCCGAUAUUUUGAUAACAAUUUGAUUGGGUCGAUCAAUCUGUACAUGACCAUGGCCAAAUAUAACUGUAAAAAGUUGGUUUUCUCUUCAUCUGCAACUGUUUAUGGUCAACCUGAAAAGAUCCCGUGUGUUGAAGAUUUUGAAUUGAAGGCUAUGAAUCCUUAUGGCCGCACAAAGCUAUUCCUUGAAGAGAUUGCCCGAGAUAUUCAGAAAUCAGAUCAAGAUUGGAAAAUCAUCUUGCUAAGAUAUUUCAACCCUGUUGGGGCUCAUGAGAGUGGUAGGCUUGGAGAAGAUCCAAAGGGAAUCCCAAACAAUCUUAUGCCUUACAUCGAACGAGUGGCUGUUGGUAGAUUGCCUGAGUUAAAUGUUUAUGGUCAUGAUUAUCCAACUCCUGAUGGUACUGCGAUAAGGGACUACAUCCAUGUUAUGGAUUUAGCAGAUGGUCAUGUUGCUGCACUGCAGAAGCUGUUCAAACAUGAUUAUUCAGGCUGUCAAGCAUAUAACUUGGGGACUGGGCAUGGUACAUCUGUCCUUGAAAUGGUUAAUGCUUUCAAGAAGGCAUCUGGAAAGGAUAUCCCCAUCAAACUAUGUCCAAGAAGACCAGGAGAUGCAACGGCUGUAUAUGCUUCGACUAAGAAAGCUGAAGUAGAGCUCGGCUGGAAGUGAGUUUUGUUCCUACUACUGUACUUUUACAUUUCAUUGUGAUGAGAAGAGCUUGUUCAAAAUCCCUGCCCUUAUGUUAAUCCCAAUACAUCCAUGCUGAUGAAAUCUCAAAUGUGGAGCAAAUAGGAGAAAAAAUGGUUGUAACCUAUGUUUGCUGGGUCGAAAUCAUAGAACUUCUAUAUAUGAAGAAGAAGAGACCUAUCAAUGACAUGGAUUCUGAUCAUCUAAAUUUUCCCAUACCUGCAGGGCAAAGUAUGGCAUAGAUGACAUGUGUAGAGAUCAAUGGAAGUGGGCAAGCCAGAAUCCAUGGGGGUACCAGGGAAAGCCUUGAGGCCGCCCUGAUACAUGGUCUUAUUUUUCCGAUUUUAUUAGCAUCUCUAAGUUGGAAGUCAUGGUGUCAAUAAGUAUUAUUUUGGUGAACAGAAUAGCGAAUGGAAGCUGUAGUAGUGAUCCCAAAUGUAAUUUGGUCAGUCCUUCUGACUUCCUCCUUUGAUGGUUAAAUCUCAAAUUGCACCUGCAUUUGUUUCUAUGAACUCAACAGUCUGUCAACAGUUGCAACGUUUUCACAAAACUUUAGAGGUCCCAUCAAAUUAUCUUCUUUGUUUUGAAAUUUUGUACUAAUCACCUAAUAAUCAAGCCAUAAUCAAAUGUUAUGUUCACAUGUUGGGAGUUUCAUGUGUCUGCAAAUUUUGGGUUUGGGUCAUUCAAUGUAAUAAUUCAUCAUCACUCUCGUAUCCGUCUUUUUGUAGUUUUAACUGAAAAUAUUUUAGAAUUUGUAGCUCCAGAAAUUAUCUUGUAUGUGAAACGUUAAUAGAUGAUCAUCAACUAAAAUGUUCCUAAAUAACAAUAUUUGUCUUAAAAUUCCUAGCAAUGGGAAGACUUGUGAUUGUUGCUAGAAAAUGCCCACUUAACUAAACUGUGACAGAAACUGUAAUUGUUUCUUUUCAAGCAAAAAUUUAACAGUCAUCAAAGAAAAAUGUCAGUCG
Messenger RNA from Oldenlandia corymbosa var. corymbosa, 2511 nucleotides. The record is from the annotation of a GenBank genome assembly. NCBI's taxonomy places the organism in Eukaryota, Viridiplantae, Streptophyta, Magnoliopsida, Gentianales, Rubiaceae.